This is a messenger RNA of Eruca vesicaria subsp. sativa (arugula), 1111 nucleotides long. The record is from the annotation of a GenBank genome assembly. NCBI's taxonomy places the organism in Eukaryota, Viridiplantae, Streptophyta, Magnoliopsida, Brassicales, Brassicaceae.
GUUCCUCACUGCUCUCCUCUCUCUAUAAACCCUCCUCUAACCACUUCACAAAGAGCAAGCAAAGAAAGAAGAAAACCAAAAAAAUGUUCAGGAACCAGUACGACACAGACGUCACAACAUGGAGCCCAACGGGCCGUCUCUUCCAAGUAGAAUACGCCAUGGAAGCGGUGAAGCAAGGCUCCGCGGCCAUCGGACUCAGAUCUCGCUCCCAUGUGGUCCUCGCAUGCGUCAACAAGGCCCAAUCUGAGCUCUCUUCUCACCAGAAGAAGAUCUUCAAAGUCGAUGACCAUAUAGGCGUCGCGAUCGCUGGGCUGACCGCUGAUGGACGUGUUCUCUCUCGUUAUAUGAGAUCGGAGGCGAUUAAUCACUCGUUUACGUAUGAGUCUCCGCUUCCUGUGGGAAGGCUCGUUGUUCAUCUCGCUGAUAAGGCUCAGGUCUGUACCCAGCGGUCAUGGAAACGUCCCUAUGGCGUGGGUUUGCUGGUAGGUGGAUUGGAUGAGUCUGGAGCCCAUCUUUACUACAACUGCCCAAGCGGGAACUACUUUGAGUAUCAAGCUUUCGCUAUUGGGUCCCGUUCACAAGCCGCAAAGACCUAUCUGGAACGUAGGUUUGAGAGCUUUGGGGAUUCUUCAAGAGAAGAUCUGAUAAAAGAUGCUAUUCUGGCUGUGAGGGAGACACUGCAAGGAGAAACACUGAAGAGUUCUCUCUGCACAGUCUCUGUUCUAGGUGUCGGUGAGCCGUUCCACUUCUUGGACCAGGAAACUAUUCAGAAAGUGAUUGACACAUUUGAGAAAGUAGCAGAGGAUGAGGAAGUUGAGGCUGGUGAUGGUGAAGCUGCUGUUGCACCAGCAGAAGAGGGUGGUGAUGGUGGUGCAGGUGCAGGUGACCAAGAUGUUGCUCCAAUGGAAAUGUAAGGCUUUGUGUGUAACGCUGCAACUGUUUUAAUUAAAUGUUGGAUUUACUUUGGAUAAUUUCGUAUGAAUCAUUUGCAAAUCGCUGCGGCUUUUAGAUCAUAUGCUCGAAAACCUAGUGGAGUUAAAAUCAUUUGGUCAUUUUAAUAUGAUGCCGUUGAGACUCUGUUUUUAUCAUUUGGUUAUUUGAUUUAAUUCUG